Fundulus heteroclitus (mummichog) is the source of this 2228-nucleotide messenger RNA. Its product is annotated as probable E3 ubiquitin-protein ligase MID2. Bases 325 to 1128 code for a protein of 267 amino acids. The transcript has 5 exons. The record is from RefSeq and is a predicted model, not a curated record. NCBI's taxonomy places the organism in Eukaryota, Metazoa, Chordata, Actinopteri, Cyprinodontiformes, Fundulidae.
GCAGGGGAACAGGCGGUCAGAGUUUCCACUAAUUGAUGGCAACAACUGGAGCAGAUCAGGUACAGUGGUGACUGGUAGGUGGCAGAGCUGAUUGGAGGAUGAGUGGAGGCUGGUGGCAGAGGGGAGUAGGCCAGAUUCCUGAAGAGUCCACAGACAAAAACCAACAGAAACCUAAACCAUGACAGGAUUAUUCAUUCUGGCACAGAUGAAGGAAUUCCAAGGAAUAGUGUAGCUACCAGGGGUGUGUGACUAUGAGGAAUUAAUCUGAUUGGAUGAAGAAGGACAUAUAAAAUAGGAGAAUCUUCGAGUACCCAACCCACCUCCAUGUUGUGUUACUAUGAGGACAUCGAUGGGGAAUCAACACAAAGUAGUAGGAAGUGCUCCAACGCUGAUAGUUCCCUUGUAUUGCCAGUGGAUGGAGCUGUAGACCUGCGAGAGGAGGAACUGGAGCAGAGUGUCUAUGGGCUGUGUUUUGCUCUGGACCCUUCAGCUGUUCCGCCGUCCCUCCGUCUAUCCAACUCCUGCCUCACGGUGACUUACAGUGACAGUACUCCUUCACGCCCACAUCCUCCGAUUAAAGUCAGAAAGCCUGCGGUGACCCCUGACUCCAUGGCGCUCUUGCCUCAUGUAUGCGCUGAUGUCAUUAUUGCUCGAGGACAGUACUACUGGGAGGUGGAUGUCUGCAACAGCUCCGUCUGCAGGGUUGGUGUGAUCUCAUCGGACGGCUGCAGCAGCUGGUGGCUGGAGAGAAAUGCCUCGGCUUUUCGUGCAGUGUAUGACGGGAGCUGCGAGCCUAUUGGCGCUGUCCCACCAGGGAUCAAAACCCUGGGCAUAUUCCUCAGUUUUGAAGGAGGGAUCCUUAGCUUCCACAACCCCCUGACCCAGGAGCACCUGGUGACACUUCCGACCCGCUUCAACCCUUCUGGAGUGCUCCCGGCUCUGGGCCUGAGGCAGGGCAGGCUGAGCCUACGCUGUGGCCUCCCAGUACCCUCGUAUGUGUUUCUGGGUAAGGACUCCACUUACAGGGGCCCUUCUCGUCCGAAUGGCGUUUGGCGGCACAGAGAGGUUCCAUUCCAACCGGUGAGAAGAGUGAUCCAGAAGUUUGAGAAACUGGCAUUAUCAGUUUGAAACCCCAGUCUUGGAUCAUUCUGUUCUACCUUUACUCGGGACUCUGUGGAUCCUGUGGUUUGGGCAAGCAGAGGGAAAUGCAUGCAGAAUAAGAAGAGCUUCUAAAACCUUCUGUUCAGUGGGAACACCCACAGCUCCCCUGACCGGUUUUAUGUUUAACUGCCAAUUGAAAGGCUAAUUUUCCAUUUUGGCUGACUAUGGCUGCCCUUUUUCAUUCUCUCCUUGAACCCGGACCUGCAAUUGACUCUCUCCCCAGGAUGCAGCUCCUUCUCUCAGCUGAACAACCCCCACUGGUUUGGGCUUGGGCCAGCAAGAGUCCUGGGAUGCAUGAAGUGAAAGGAAAGAGGUGGGGUUUUACCAGCAGGACUCCUUGAUUUGUCUCUGUGUGCCGGCUGUUGGACAGUAGGUGUCCCACACUAUGGAAACACACGUUCUGUAUAGCGCCGCUUUAAAGGUUUGCUCGGUCACUCGUAUAUUUCGGUGUGUGUGUGUGUUUGAGCAGGAGGAAACAAUGUACGAGCAGCAGGGGGUGAGGUGAUGAGGCGUGAGUACAGUGACACCGGCGGUGUUGACACGGAGCAGCAAUAACAGGUGGUAACAUACAUUUAUCCCUCCGCCUGUCUUUGAGAGAACAGUAGAGCUGCCCUUUCUGACCCUUUUGAAAACCGCAGGACACCCAACGACUUCAAAAGAGCAAAGGGAAAGCCAGUGAAUAGAGAGAGAGAAAAAGUAACAGCAUGCAUGUCAGUGGGUGAUGAAUUGAAAUGAAGGAAUGAGCUAAGAGGGGCAUUCCAAACUAACUUUGUGCCAAAUAGGUAGAAAAGAUGUACUCCUCUCUGAAGCUAUGGCAGCAGAAACUUACUUCGAUGUAGCAUCUUCGAAGGCAUAGCAAAGACAAUUGUUCCGUGUUUACAUUUUUCAUUUCCUCUGAAUGCUAAUGUCUGCUCAUUUCGUAAUUAAACAUAAGCAACACAAAAGGUCACAAUGGAAAAGAUGUGUAACCAUGAUCCAAAUUCUUAUUGUCUUCAGCUUAUGUAAAAGAUUAGUGGGAAUUGAUUAUUGAUCUUUUCUGUUUGAGUUUUUUUCGUUUGCACUUUGUG